UACCGCCUUACUUUCGGUCACUUCUGAGUCACAGUCAUUUUUGGGACAAAAGAUCCAACAUCACUCUUUUUCUUGGACGAUUCAUCAGUGAUCAUUCGGCACCAAGAUAGCAAAGUAACAGGGCGGUAAAGUGGUAAAGCAAGCUCUUUGCAGGUCCUGUCCCGGUGAUAUAAUCUCUCUCAAGCCCCGGCAAAAGUGGAGUGAGUCCUUAAUACUGUUGAGGUCACACUUUUUUGGAGUCCAGUGGCUUUGUCUACCCUUUUGCAAACCAUCCAACAGUUAGUUAGUCUACUUUGACAACAAUAAAAUUGAAAACCAUGGGUUUCUUUGCCAAGAUUCUGGGAAAGAAGGAAAAUGCUGCAGCAGCUCCCACUCCAGCUCCCCGGGCAGCGGCUGGCAAAAAGGCGUCUGCUGGCAAGAAAAUGCCCAGCGAUGGACCUAGAAGCGCCCCAGCUGCUGCCACCAAGAAGCCUGCUGCCAAAAAGCCACCCGCCAAACCUCCUGCUAAGAAGCCGCCUGCGAAGAAACCUCCUGCUAAGAAACCUCCUGAAAAGAAGCCACCUGCCAAAGCUCCCGCUAAGAAACCUCCUGCAGCUGCACCCAAAAAGCCAGCUGCCAAAGCUCCUGCCAAAGCUCCUGCUAAGAAACCAGCUGCUGCUGCUGCUAAAAAAGCUCCUGUCAAAGCUCCAGCUGCCAAAAAGGCCACUACUAGUAGUACUGGUGCCCUGCCUUCCCUGUCAGAGCGCAACAGUUCCAACUAUACAGCCACGGACGUGGAAGCUGCCUUUCGAGCCGCUCCCGCGCACAAGUGGAAGUUGCAGACAUAUCAAUUCUCAGGUUCUCUGUCCUUUUUUGCCAUGGGAGAACAAAAAGAAAUCAAGAAAAAGUCCAUCCCACAGGCCAUUAAACUCUUUCAAAGCAAUCCGGCCGAGUAUAUUGGUCUCAUGUAUCAGACCAGUAUGAAAACAUGGCAACCCAAAGAUUGUCAAUACACACUCAUUAUGCGCAAGGGAACCACGCAACUAAAGCCACAAGGCGUCGAUCCCAGCGGUUGGAUGACACUCAUGAUUCAUGAAUAUCAACAAUUACCACCCCUCACGGAAUUGCCACGCAAUAAGCGCGACAAGUAUACCUACAACAUGACACACAAGGGACGCAAAUUGCCCAAACCAUUAUUGCCCGGGAGGGGCAUGGGCAUUGCCGAUUUGCCCAGUCUCAAAAUUAUCGGAGACAUUGAUCCGUCCGAUAUUCAUCAAGGACGCGUCGGUGAUUGUUGGUUGCUAUCGGCCAUUUCCGCCGUGGCCGAAUUUGACGGUGCCAUUAAAAAACUCUUUCGCAAAACCAAACACAUUGAUCGGAAACCACUCGAUGAUGGGAGUAUCAAUUUUUAUACCAUUUCCCUCUACGAUCUGACGACGUGGAAAGAAGUCGAUAUUGUCAUUGACGAAUCGCUCUGUGCCGAUCCCGCUGGCAAUGGAAAUUUGCUGGCAUCCAAGCCAUCGGAAGAUGGUGAAUUGUGGGUCUGUUAUCUGGAAAAGGCACUUGCCAUUCAUUGUGGUGGAUGGGAUGAAAUUACGGGUGGACAAUGCACUCAUGCCUGGGCCAUUAUGACGGGAUGCAAGGAACAGUAUACCAUUGCCCGCAAUCCCAAAACGAAAAAGUUCCGUUGCAUGGCAAAAUUCAAUCCACAAACCAAACAAUGGGCCAAACACUACAAUUCACCGCAUGGCCCCGAUGGUGGCAAUUGGGUCUGUCCGUGGCCACAAGUCGGUGGCGGUGGUCCCGCCACGUUGGAACUCACGGAAGAGCAAGUCUACCAACGAUUGUGUGCCUUUGAUCGUUCCAACUUUAUCGUGGGAGCCGGCACCAAGGGAUUGUCCGACAAGAACAAGACGGGUGGCAUGGUCGACAAUCACGCCUAUUCCGUCAUUGAUUGUCACCCACAAGUGGCUGGAACCAAAAUCGAUCUGCUCAAAGUACGCAACCCGUGGGGAUCGGGUGAAAUUGAAGAUGGUGACUUUGAUGACGAUGGUCCUGGCUGGGACCGGUAUCCACAAAUCAAGGCAGAACUCAAGCCCGUCGUGGCCGACGAUGGCAUCUUUUAUCUGACCAAGGACGAGUUCUUUCAAUUCUUUGAUCACAUUUACGUCAGUGCCUCCAACAUGACAGAAUUUAAAGAGGACUAACUAGCCAGCUAGCUGACACAACCAAACGAACCUAGAAAAACGAAGAGGAAAUGGAGCCAGCUGUUUGGCAGUGUGUAUAGUAUAAUAUUGGAUGCAGGAAACGCAAAACAGAGUGAAGUUGCCCUUGCCGAGUAGAGUACAGAAGUGGAUAGUAAACUAGUAGUGAUGUCGCCUUUGACAUUUG
Seminavis robusta is the source of this 2370-nucleotide messenger RNA. Lineage: Eukaryota; Bacillariophyta; Bacillariophyceae; Naviculales; Naviculaceae. The record is from the annotation of a GenBank genome assembly.